Messenger RNA from Nakaseomyces glabratus, 1836 nucleotides. It is a transcript of the gene NDC1, whose product is annotated as Ndc1p. Gene Ontology annotation, biological process: nuclear pore organization; spindle pole body localization. Gene Ontology annotation, molecular function: spindle pole body-nuclear membrane anchor activity. The record is from RefSeq and is a predicted model, not a curated record. Lineage: Eukaryota; Fungi; Ascomycota; Saccharomycetes; Saccharomycetales; Saccharomycetaceae. Gene Ontology annotation, cellular component: spindle pole body; nuclear pore transmembrane ring.
AUGGAAGCUCCGGUGCUGAAUUCGAGGUACAGCUACCAUGCCAUAUUUACGGAUAUAUGUAAGACGCGGUUUAACCACCUUGUGACGCGGCUGUUUGUUACGUCCUCUACGCUCGAGAUUCUGGUGUUCUCUGUGCUGACCAAAGGAGACAGCUCAUUGAUAGAGUCUCUUUUCCUAUUUACCCCAAAGUUUGUGGUGCUUAAUAUAGCCUCGUUAUUGAUAAUAGUGGCAAGAAAGAACUAUAUGCACGUCCAAUCCUUUGGAUACAGAAACGACAUCACAUACGUACUGGGCCAGGUGUUCUCUUUGAAAUCAUUGAUAUUCCUCGCCGUGUACACUAUGGCAAGUGUCCUUGUGGGGCUUGUACUUGGAGGAAGUGUGAACAUUAGUCCUGCAGAAUCUAUAUACAGCAGGUUGUUGACAUGGUGUGUGCUCCCAUUUUUCUACACAGUUCAACAUAUAUUAUUUGAUAGAGAUAGGUUGUCCUUCAGCUUUGAUAGCCAAUUCCAGCCACCACAGGAAUACAUUACUUCGAAACUGGGCACCAUUGCAGUCCGUAGCGGUAUUUUAUCCACUGCGUUCCUGCUGUUGCAUCCUUUCGUGUUCGGAUUCACUUCUUCGACAUGGUUUUUGAAUAUCUCAACAGUACUGAAAUUGACGUUUCUAUCGUUCAUCGUUUUUCUGAACUUUGAGUUCAUUAACUUGGGGUUUGAUUCUCACAUGAGCAUUGGCUGUCUGCACAAGGGCAAGCCAAUCUCAACCCUUUCAUCAACACCAAUCGAGACUUUAAUCGAUGGUCUCCGCUCAAAGAAGCCUUUCACGAAACUAACUGCAUUUCAAGAAUUGUCUUAUCGUGCCACUGCUAUGAGCGUUUCUUUGAGAGAUCCAAUUUAUCACACCCGUUAUAGAAAUCAGAAUUUGUGGAAUAUCAUAUUAAAAGAGUGUAUUGAUGUUAUUGAGCAAUCAAACACCUCUGUGAUAAAAUUCUUGGAAACCUUGCAAAACAAACCAAAUAAAUCAAAGAGACCAGAAAGAUCUUUUACGAACUCGAUUAAUGACCAUGCUAGGGAUGAACUUUUUGGCAAUGUUCCUGAAAGUAUGGCACAACCAUCUUCAUUGAAUUACGGUAUAACUUCACAGUCAUUUAGAGAGUCUGAUCACAAUAACAAGCUACCCUUAAAGAUGGAAAAUAUCUUGAUUCAAAAUAAACGCACUUCUAAUAAGAAAUCCAGAAUAAAUCAAACAGAUGAUUUUGUUUUCGAUCAUGUUCACAGAUAUGAUGAGCCUAUCAUAACCCAUGAGCCAUCUAUAGUGAAAUUUAUUAGAGGUAUUAAUCUUUAUAUCAGAGGCAAAUUGAGCUCCGUGUUUUUCCCUUCAGGCACCAAGAGUAAGGACGAAAAGCUUGAUUUGGCGUCAAUAUUUGAUGUAUUUUUAUCAUCCAAGAAGAGGCAGGCUGAUAUUUUAGUACCAUUGGCAUCUUGUAAUGGAUGCGCAGUAGUUGCAUUGAUGGGAUUUUUAGUUAAAUCGCAUGCAGAAGAUCAGAAAGGCGUUGUUGUUGCUUCAGUCGGUGAAGUACUCAAGGUUUUGGAAAGGUCAGUAGGCGUUUUAGGAAGAUUUGCUGACUGGGAUCCUAAGUCUAGUUUAACCGCUACUUUGUUUAAUAAAGAAGUUGAGCAAGGACCAGACGCUGUCUCGGUUCUAUACAAUUUAUGCAUUAGUGCAUUCCUGGAAAUUGUCCUUAAAUAUAACGCAUUACUAAAUGAGGUUUACCUCGAUGAUGAUGUUUUGAGACUAAGUAGAUGGGUGUUGGAUAUCUGCAAUACCGAGAGCAUGUAA